GAGUUCAAACCUCUGCUCUACAGUAGAGCUAAGAACGGCUCUAAUCAAGGGCCUAGUCUAACGGCCAGUGCGAAAGGAUGCCAUCCGUCGAUGAUGCUAUCUUCACCCGCGUCCGUCUCUCUCAGAUUUGUUGGCUCUCUACUUCUCUCCUACGAACGAAAGAAAACCAACGAAACCAAAGAACGACGGGAAAGAAAAAAAAAGAUAGAAAGGGAAACCGGUCAAGACGCGAGCAAGAAGCCAGAGCUAUCAAGAGGCUUGGUCGGAUGUGGCUGAUGUGUCAGGUAUCUCGAACGACCCCACGACCCACCGACUUCAGGCGGGACUUGAUUAUCAUAACUGCGUGUUGCUUGCUUGUCGCAAUCAGGUUCUCCGUCAAGUUUCUCCACUAUCACUUAACCCGAAGACUCAUUGCAUGAAGGACGUGUGAAUCAGGGCCUGGAGAUCUAUCCAAAGGUUGCUUUAUCAACCCAUUGCCCUAGUACUUCAAGAUAGCAAUGAGGCCUAAGCAUUUGUGUUGGUGGGCGGUGGGUAUCAUAUUAGCGACAUGGUGCGUCGAAAACUCGUCCCAAGAUGGGUUCGAUACCAGCUUCUUCACCCAAGACGACGAAUACAACCACGAGCAACAAAAUGGCCAGGCUCGGGUGUUCACCUCAUUCAUUUUCCCGUUCUUUCGCCAAUACCAGACCAUCGACAUUGGCAACAAUCUGAACAAUCUGAAAUCGCCCAAUACCGUGGCAUUUUUCGUCAUCCGUGAUGCAAUUGCGUAUUUGGCCUUGGUCACCACGUGGAUCGUGAUGCACACGAUCUUCUGGAAUGGGCGACUUCGCGAAAGUCAAGUUGAUCAGGUUCCACUUUUCAUUCGUCUGGGAUCCGGCUUUAUCAACAGGGGCAAAUUUGCCUCCGACUCUCUCUUUGGGCGGAAAGAGGGAGAUUUCCCCGAGGACAUUGAUUUCUACGAAGAGGAUGAUGAGUUUCAGACCAAGUUUGGCCAAUACCAGGAUCCCGCCGAGGACAAGUUGAUUACGGCCUCUUUGAACGAGAUUAGUGCCAAUGCUAUUUUCAACUUCUUCUCGGAUCCUAAUCCUUCGUUCAGGAAUCUUAUCAUGAACAGCGGUUUCCUGGCCUUUCAACUCGUAUUGUGGUUCCUCCCUACAUUCUUCUGGCCUGGAACGCCCCUGCCUACACCCCAAAACAUGAAUACGACCAUUAAUAGCCCUGGCGAGGGUCUCGGGGUGGAGAAUCCCAUUGGAGAGAAUCGUAUUGGAGUGGGCGUGCCCAUUGCUGAGAACCGUGUGGGAGCCCUCGUCCACAACCUCGGAGUAGCUUCGCCUGUGUCAGUUUAUAACCGAUUACUUUGCCCGCAAUGCUUCGUUCAAACCAUUUCAAUUGCUUCACUUCUAUACCUAGGAAAACUGUUCUGGUGGUGGUGGUUCAGUUCCAUUCCGGAUUUCCAAAGGUUUUCCAUCCGACCACGAGAACGAUCGAUGCCGCGGAGCUUCAAUGGUGAAAGGAAGAAAAAACGUGACGACGAUGACUUAUGGAGGUGGUCUGACAUGGCUUUGGAAUCGCUGUAUAAAGUGGUCCAAUUUUCAGAGCUUCGGAUGCGACAAAUCGCCCUUGAUUUGAGCUAAUACCAAGAUAAUUGUAUAAGAUAAUUGUCAAUAUACGUAGGUUUAUCAAAAUAGAUUUCCCUUUUCUAAGUGUG
Molecule: messenger RNA, 1708 nt
Organism: Tigriopus californicus
Lineage: Eukaryota; Metazoa; Arthropoda; Copepoda; Harpacticoida; Harpacticidae
Exons: 4
Coding region: 498-1634 (378 amino acids)
Source: RefSeq, a predicted model, not a curated record